AAAAAUAAACUGUCAUCAUAAGCUGUCACUAUUUUAUGAGAAUCUGAAACUUAAAAUAACAGUUUGAUAUGGAUUGGGAAUAUGUGUGGUGCGUUCUUCCAAUAUGCUGAAAAAUGAUCUAUUGAGUGCAUUCGAGGUACUUUCAACACAGGCCAAAGACUUAUUUUUAGAUAAACAAAUUUGCGAGCUUUUCUCAGAGCCAACGGCGCUGGAGUUUUCUCGUGAUUUUGUCGCAAAAAAUCGGCCGGUGAUCAUUCGAGGAGCAUGUUCAAAGUGGCAAGCAUCUUCAAAAUGGAAUGCAGAGUUUUUUCGUAGAACAACGUAUGGGAGAACGCUAACGAAAGUCGCUAUAACACCUAAUGGAUAUGCGGAUGGAAUUGCGGUGAAAAAGCCUGAAAACCAAGAAUAUUUUGUUUUGCCUGAAGAACAAACUAUGAAAAUGGAAGACUUUCUGGCGAAAUUGGAGGAAAGUGCAAAUCCAAACGUGUAUUACAUCCAAAAACAAAACUCCAACUUAUCAGAAGACUUUCCCGAGCUAUUGGGCGACAUUGACAUGCAUGCGUUGAAAUUUGCAUUCGAAGCGUUCAAUAAGGAACCAGAUGCGGUGAAUUUUUGGAUGGGCGAUCAGCGUGCAAUCACAUCCCUUCACAAAGACCCAUACGAAAACAUGUAUUGCGUGAUAUCUGGAUACAAAGAAUUCAUACUAAUUCCACCAACCGACUAUGCAUACGUUAAUCGAAGAAAAUAUCCGGUUGGUACCUAUAAGAUGGCACAGAAUGGAGAAAUGUUCAUCGAUCCAGUUGCUGACGAAAGUGGUGAACCAAUACAAAUUGAGUGGGUUAGUGUUGACCCCCUGAAGCCUAAUCAUAAUAAAUAUCCUGAAUUUCAGAAAAGCACUCCUUUUAAAGUCAGAGUCAACGAAGGAGACAUACUGUAUUUACCAAGCUUGUGGUAUCAUCAUGUUCAACAGAGCCAUAAAUGUAUAGCCGUCAAUUUUUGGUUUGAUAUGGACUACGAUGCUCGAUAUUGUUAUUAUAAGUUUGUUGAAAAAUUAUGUGGAAAUGGCCAAUAAAGGAAAUUGCGUUUUUCAUCUCAAUUGUUUACGAAUCACAAAA
Molecule: messenger RNA, 1115 nt
Organism: Sitodiplosis mosellana (orange wheat blossom midge)
Lineage: Eukaryota; Metazoa; Arthropoda; Insecta; Diptera; Cecidomyiidae
Gene: JMJD7
Product: bifunctional peptidase and (3S)-lysyl hydroxylase Jmjd7
Exons: 5
Coding region: 104-1072 (322 amino acids)
Molecular function (GO): 2-oxoglutarate-dependent dioxygenase activity
Source: RefSeq, a predicted model, not a curated record